CUGGCAGAAUGAGGCAGUGUAAAGGCUGGAGCUUGGUGCUGUUGAUGCUGUUGGGUCUGGGGUGUUUGGCCCAGAAGCUGCCUACAAGAGAUGAAGGGCUCUUUCAGAUGCAGAUCAGAAACAAGAUGUUGUUUCACGACUCCUCCAUCAUACCAGACGGAGCUGAGAUCAGUGGCUACCUUUUCAGGGACACGCCCAAAAGGUACUACUUUGUGGUGGAGGAAGACAACACACCCAUGUCUGUGAUAGUGACACCCUGUGAUGCUCCUCUGGAGUGGAAACUCACCCUGCAGGAGCUACCAGAAGAGUCCAGUGGAGAGGGAUCAGGAGAGCCUGAACCCCUGGAUCAGCAGAAACAGCAGGUGACUGUAGACGAGGGCACGGAGCUCUUCACUUACAAGGGUAAUGAUGUGGAGUCCUACGUGGCAACCAGCACGCCCUCUGGUCUCUAUCAGCUGGAGCUGCUGUCCACUGAGAAAGACAGCAACUUCAAGGUGUAUACCACCACAACUCCAGAGUCAGACCAACCCUAUCCAGAGCUGCCCUAUGACCCCCGGGUGGAUGUGACUGCACUGGGCUGCACCACUGUUACGCUGGCCUGGAAGCCAACACCAACGGGCUUUCUGAUGGGUCAGCCUGUUCAGUACUGUGUGGUGAUCAACAAGGAGCAUAAUUUCAAAAGCAUGUGUGCUGCUGAAGCUAAAAUCAGCACAGAUGAUGGUUUCAUGUUAGCUCCAAAGCCCGGCAGAGACUUUAGCCCAUUUGACUUUGUGCACUUUGGCUUUGUUCCCUCUGACAAUGGUUUUGGCAAGGAUAGAGGACUUACAAGUAACAAGAUCUCACGGGCAUACACAGCCAAACCCAAAGUAUCUGACAUUCAGAAGAUAUGCAUUGGAAACAAAAACAUUUUCACUGUGUCAGACCUUAAACCAGACAUGCAGUACUAUUUUGAUGUGUUUGCUGUAAAUUCUGCUACCAACACCAGCACGGCGUACGUGGGAACCUUUGCUCGCACUAAAGAGGAAGUUCGUCAGAAAACACAUGAGCUGAAGGAUGGCAAAGUGUCGGACAUUUUCAUCAAGAGAAAGGGCACCAAGUUUCUGCGUUUUGCUCCCGUGUCCUCCCAUCAAAGGGUCACACUGUUUGUUCACUCGUGUCUCGAUGCAGUGCAGGUACAGGUUAGGAGAGAUGGCAAGCUGUUGCUCUCCCAGAACGUCGAAGGCGUACGGCAAUUUCAGCUGCGAGGGAAGCCCAAAGCCAAGUAUCAGAUUCGCUUACGGGGAAGCCGGAAAGGCGCCUCCACUUUAAAGGUGCUCUCCACCACGCGGCCAAGCAGCAAACAGCCUUUCCCUUCUCUUCCGGAGGACACUCGCAUCAAAGCCUUCGACAAGCUGCGCACCUGCUCCUCCAUCACCAUGGCUUGGCUGGGCACACAGGACCGCAACAAGUAUUGCAUUUACCGUAAGGAGGUGGCUGAGAAUUAUGGCGAAGAGCAGCGACGUCGAGAACAAAAUCAGUGUGCUGGGCCAGAGACCCGCAGGAAGUCAGAAAAGGUCCUGUGCAAGUAUUUCCACAGCCCAAAUCUGCAGAAAGCUGUGACAACCGAGAACAUCACAGGGCUGGAACCAGGCAAGACCUACCUGCUGGACGUUUAUGUGGUGGGACACAUUGGCCACUCAGUGAAGUACCAGAGCAAACUGGUGAAAACAAGGAAAUACUGCUAAAAAA
This is a messenger RNA of Nematolebias whitei (Rio pearlfish), 1728 nucleotides long. RefSeq names its product neuron-derived neurotrophic factor (gene ndnf). The coding region runs from base 9 to 1724 and encodes 571 amino acids. The transcript is spliced from 4 exons. Gene Ontology annotation, biological process: extracellular matrix organization. Lineage: Eukaryota; Metazoa; Chordata; Actinopteri; Cyprinodontiformes; Rivulidae. Gene Ontology annotation, molecular function: protein binding. The record is from RefSeq and is a predicted model, not a curated record.